GGCUGAUUGGUUCCAGCUGAUUAGGUCUGAUUGGUUCCAUUUGCAGCAGCUUUAAUAGAGCAGCAGGGUCAGUGAGACAGGUUUCCAGAGUGGAGACCGGUUCCCAGAGUGGAGACAGACCCCGAGAUUUUAACCUGAGCCCGGUCUGGUCACCAUGUCGGCGCUGAAGCCCGGCUCGUGUCUGCGUUCUCUGGUCCUGACCCCCCAGAGAGUCCCGAGCUUCAUCAUCCCGUCCUGCAGCUCGCCGCUGCGUUUCUCGCCGCGGCUCGGCCGCCGCUCGCCAGACCGGACCCGGCUGCUGUCGGACGCCGAAGACCGGGCCGCGCCGAGUCCUUCUGGCUUCCUGGUCCGCCCGCCGCGGGUCAGAACCCCCCGAGGGGCGCCGCCGCUGGACCCCCACGCCGACACGGACCUGACCACGCACGCCGCCAUGUCGCUGACGCACGUCGCCAAGGUGACCACGCCCUACGGCUUCGGCGCCGUGCUGGCGGAGAGCCCCUGCACCCGCCGGAGGGAGUCCCUGUUUCACCGGAACAGACCGGCAGCACCGGGGGGGGACCUCCAGGACCAGGACCAGGACCUCCCCACGCUGACCACGGCCCGACCCACACAGGACCCGUGGACCCCUCCUGGUCCUGGUCCUGGUCCUGGUCCUGGUCCUGGUCCUGGUCCUGGUCCUGGUAGGUCCCGGGUCAGAGCCUUCGGUCUGCAGGUGAUGAAGGAGCUGAAGAGACCAGCGGCUGCUCUAAAGGAGGCCUUGAGUCCCGCCCGCAAGGGGACACGCCCCCUGUGACGUCACCACCAUGAGGACACGCCCCCUGUGACCUCACUACCAUGAGGACACGCCCUCCGAUGACCUCACUGCCUGGAAACUUCCUGUUCUGUCAGAUUCUUGUAUUUAUAGAUUGCUUUUUAACUUAAUGUUUUAAUAAAGUUUGUUUUUGACCUUCA
This is a messenger RNA of Perca fluviatilis (European perch), 951 nucleotides long. Its product is annotated as C2 calcium-dependent domain-containing protein 4B-like. The transcript is spliced from 3 exons. The record is from RefSeq and is a predicted model, not a curated record. The coding region runs from base 155 to 793 and encodes 212 amino acids. Lineage: Eukaryota; Metazoa; Chordata; Actinopteri; Perciformes; Percidae.